Molecule: messenger RNA, 1290 nt
Organism: Xenopus tropicalis (tropical clawed frog)
Lineage: Eukaryota; Metazoa; Chordata; Amphibia; Anura; Pipidae
Gene: cyc1
Product: cytochrome c-1
Exons: 7
Coding region: 13-942 (309 amino acids)
Biological process (GO): proton transmembrane transport
Cellular component (GO): respiratory chain complex III; mitochondrial inner membrane
Molecular function (GO): electron transfer activity; heme binding
Source: RefSeq, marked provisional
UGACAGAGGAAGAUGGCGGCGGCGUGCCUGGUGUUGCGGAGGUCGCUUGGUGGGGCAGUGCUGCAGGGGGGACGGGCGGCCUGGCCGGUGGCUCCUCAGGCCAACAUGUCCUUCUCCACUCUGUCCCGGGGCAGGAAGGUGGCUCUCUCCACAUUAGGUAUUUUGGUCGCCGGAGGCUCCGGUUUGGCGUUUGCACUCCACCAAUCAGUGAAAGCCAGUGAAUUAGAGCUCCACCCACCCUCCUACCCAUGGAGCCACAACGGACUCCUCUCCUCGUUGGAUCACGCCAGCAUCCGGCGCGGCUACCAGGUGUACAAACAGGUGUGCGCCGCCUGUCACAGUAUGGAAUACUUGGCCUUUAGGAACCUCAUCGGCGUCUCCCACACGGAAGCAGAGGCCAAAGCGCUGGCGGAAGAGUUUGAGAUUCUGGACGGCCCGGAUGAGAAUGGGGAGAUGUUCACCCGGCCCGGGAAGCUGUCGGAUUAUUUCCCCAAGCCGUACCCCAAUGACGAGGCGGCCAGAGCGUCCAACAAUGGGGCGCUGCCCCCCGACCUCAGCUACAUUGUCAAUGCCAGGCACGGCGGGGAGGAUUACGUUUUCUCUCUCCUGACUGGUUACUGCGACCCCCCCGCUGGCGUCAGUUUAAGAGAAGGACUGUAUUACAACCCGUACUUCCCCGGCCAGGCCGUCGGGAUGGCGCCCCCUAUUUAUAACGAGGUCCUGGAAUUUGAUGAUGGGACCCCGGCCACCAUGUCGCAGGUUGCUAAGGACGUCUGCACAUUCCUGCGUUGGGCUUCAGAACCGGAACACGACCAGCGCAAGCGAAUGGGCCUUAAAGUGCUGAUGAUCUCUUCCAUCCUGAUCCCACUCAUCUACUACAUGAAGAGACACCGAUGGAGCGUGCUGAAGUCCAGGAAGAUUGCCUACCGGCCCCCCAAGUAACGGCAGCCGACAGCUCAGCACCGGGAAGCCCCUCCCCCUGCGCGUUGGCCUCAGCAGAUGCCAUGGAUGAUUUGCCAGGCAACGGUCCCUUUGCUCCUCCGAGCAGGAAGUAGAUCCGGACACGGCUCCGUAACUCACAGGCGCUGCGUCCGUAUCUUUUUGUUUUUUUUAUGUUUAUUUUUUGUCUCGGGGGAAUUUUUUGUUCCUGCUUCUCUGCGUUUUCACUGUUUUUGUCCGGAAAGAACCAAACCGAGGAGGAAAAAGGGACUCGUGCGAAGAAACGAUUGUGUCCAUUACAUCCCAUUAUGGGCUCGUUAAAUUAAACAAAAAUAUAUCUUUUAAACCAAA